CUUUCUGACUCCACCUGAGGACAACAGGCGAGACAGCAGCUCAGCUCAGGAUCACUGCUGCCAGCACGAAGGAAGACAUGGUGUCAGUCAGACUCACGGUGAUGGCGAUCACACUCGUCACUCUUUGCCUCGUGGCCACAAACGAAGCAGUAAGUUCCAGAUGCUGUUCAAAAUACAUGACAGUCAAACUACCAUUUCGUAUUAUCAAGGGAUACUCAGUCCAGACUGUUACAGAGAUGUGUCCUUUGGAUGCAAUCAUUUUCCACACCAGCAAGGGUAAAGCAUGUACUGAUCCUGCUUUGAAGUGGGUGAUCGACUAUGUCGAAAUUUUAAGGGAAAAGGCCCAACUUGUGCACAAGACCUCACAAGCACUCAAAUGAAGAAGUGACUCCAGCUACAUCAAGCUACCCUCUAUCUCAGCUUCGCCUGUUAUCCGGUGACCAAAGAUGUUUCACUGUUUUACACUUUAACUGCUGUCAAUAAAAGCUGUGUUGCUGAGCCAUGUGUAUCAGCUCAGUUGUAAGAGCAUUUUAUAAUAUAAUUUUCAUAUUUUUAUGUUCUUUGUGAAUGUAAAAUGUUGUUGUUGCACUUGUUUUUAUAUCAAACAUUAAAGUUUUGUUAAAGAAAGACUA
Messenger RNA from Acanthochromis polyacanthus (spiny chromis), 632 nucleotides. It is a transcript of the gene ccl20a.3, whose product is annotated as chemokine (C-C motif) ligand 20a, duplicate 3. The record is from RefSeq and is a predicted model, not a curated record. The coding region runs from base 78 to 380 and encodes 100 amino acids. NCBI's taxonomy places the organism in Eukaryota, Metazoa, Chordata, Actinopteri, Pomacentridae. Gene Ontology annotation, cellular component: extracellular region. Gene Ontology annotation, biological process: neutrophil chemotaxis; positive regulation of GTPase activity; cellular response to interleukin-1. The transcript has 4 exons. Gene Ontology annotation, molecular function: CCR chemokine receptor binding; chemokine activity.